GAACAAAGUUGUUGCAAGAUUAUCAUAAAUACAAAGGAAACCAUGAAUUGUUCCUUAUGGUUUCCUUUGUUGUUUUCCAUAUCUGAGCUCAGAUCUAUUGUUGUAUUGUCCAGCAUGAUUCAGGUUGACAUACUCCCCAGGCAGAGGGGACGGGAUAAAAUUAGACGGAGGGAUGGAUCAGCUGUAUAUAAUAUCCAGUAAGAAUCAGCUGACACUUGUUUACACAAAACAAAAUGUGACUUGCAUUCUGUUUCAGUCGCAGAUUCAAUCUGGAAUCGGGAAACUGGCAGCAUAAGCAUUUUUCUUUUUUCUUUACUUUUCCCCCUCCUUUUCAUUGGGGGCAUUAUUGCAUCGUGGGAAUAACACAAUGUGCACCGCGCUUACGCAACAGAGAUCGUCAUUCGGCAGAGGGUUUGCGGGGCAAGGACGAAAUUAAAGCGAGCAUUUUUGAAUUCCAUUUUUGUUAAUCCCACUGAUUUUCUGAAGGGAUUAGCGGACCGAGCAUGAUAGAGGCACCGCUGGUUCGCCUGGCACCGCUCGGAUCGGGAGCUGCAGACAAAUAUUUCAGAGCAUAAUCCCUUUUUUGUAUCGUCCAACCAAUGGAUGAGGCGAGAUCUGCAGGUAAUGUUCUUCCUAAAUCCACUUGCCCUGUACCGACUGGCCUUCCCAUCAACUGGGGACUCAUCACUGGCCCUGUUCCAGAGCCUGAUUUCGGAGCAUCUUCUUUAAAGACCUCGCUGCCUCCUCACCAGAGUUCAGCCUCGCAUGCGCUACAGACCAAAGUGAAGUCGUUGACUCAGAGAAGAACAAGAGGCAGGGAGAGGGAGAAGGACAGAGAGAAGCUGGACGCAGGUGAGAUGCGCACAAGUGGCUCACCUGGGCAAAAUUCAUCUGAAGUACUCCUGAGGCAGAGGCAGAGAGCCAAAGGCCAGUUGUUUGUGCCAUCGACCUCCUGGCGAUCAGGUGCUGCAAAGAACUUGAGCAGCAGCGAUGAAGAUGAGGAGGUAGAGGUUCAGGUUCGAUUGGAGAUCCACAGUCCUCCUGUGGACCUACAAACGGAACAGGGGACAGAGGAAAGCGAUGAGGAGAAGUCAGAACAAAAUGAGGGCCAGGUCAGCUCUUAUGGGCUCGAGGAAGGCACCAGUCUGGAAAGUCUUCUCUCAGAUAACUCAAGUAGUAGCAAGGAUGAGCCGUCGCUUCCUCCUCUGCCUGCCGUCUCCUCCUCUAUUUCUACUACGUCUGCUUCCACCUCAUCCUCUUCUUCAGUGAGACACUGGGCACCUCCAAAGGGCUUCUGGAGAGUAGCAAGGCCAGAAACAUUGCUUCUCAAUGGGGUUGACCCUCACGACAUACCCCCAACAUUACCCUUAAAGGACUACACCCAGAUGGAGGAAGUGGAACCGGAACCUCAGUGCAAGUCCAAACCUUCUGAAUCAGUCGGCAGGAAUGAGGCACAAAGUGUGGCUGAAGCCACCGAAGAGUCAUCGGUGUUCAAACAUUCAGAUAGUGUGGAAUUUUAUCUGGACAGAUGUGAACAAAGCGAAGCAGAUGUGGUGGAUUCAGCCAAAGGGCUGUGCCCUUCUGACAGCUGGGAAAGCAUGUCUUCUCAAAAUGGAGUGCUGCAUGCCGAUCUGAAGCUUAGGGUGAAGGAGAGGGCCUACGCAAAGCUGAGGGAAAGACAACAAAACUGCAGAGAGGCGCGUGAUCGCCACGGAGGAGAAAGCAUCGACUACUAUGGGGACAUAACAUACAGAGUAGAUUAUAAAGUAUCAGGGGACCACGAUGUUCUGGAAAACACAGACACCACACUUCUCGCUCAGGAGCUUGAACCGUAUUUGAGGUCACUUCUUGUAAUAAGCGAUGAGCUACCUUUAAGCCCAAGGCAUGAGCAAGCCAAGCGUCUUCUAGAGCGAGCCAGGCUCAAGGCUCGCUCCAACCUCCUCAAAGACGACCGCCCCCGACGCUCUCAGUCUGAUCAAAGAUCCACAGUGAAAAAUCAUCAAGUUGAACCUCCCAAUCACACAACAAUACAGAAAACUGUUCAAACCAAAGAAGAUUCUCCAUCCCAAGCCUCAUCUGGUCCUCUUCUGGCUCCCACACAAAGGGACUCUUCUCCGGUGAAACAAGCAGAUCGACCAAGACGGUAUGGCUGUUCCCCCACACGCGUGCGCUUUGAAGAUGAAUCCGAGAAAGAAGCUGAGUCCCGCUAUCUAGACAGAGUGAGACAGCGUGGCAGACCUGGAAUGCCCAAGUCCAGGGCGAAGGAAAGUAAUACAGACUCCAGCAGUAGUGGCUCAGAGAAGAGCAGAGGCCACAGGAGUAUCUCUUUGCCACCUUCACAAAAGCAAGAAGAUCUUGUGACAAACGAUGAAACAACUGUUAUUAAAGAGAUCAUAGUGCUGGUGAAGAAAUGUGAAGCGUGUGGCUCCGUAGUCAGGGAACCUCAGCUGGUCUCCUCACCUUCUGAACUUCAGAACAGUGAGCCACAGCAGACAGCUUCCCCAGAGGACCCGCGUGGAAAAUCGACUUCUGUGUGGGUGCCAUCAAACAAACCAGAUGCGAGCACCCGCCCUAAAGCUCCUCUUACCGUCACGUUUGCCGGAGCUUAUGUGCUGGGAGAAAAUAAAGAAAGCAGCACAGGGUGGAAAUCUUCUGGCUUUGGGAAACUCCGAAGACGAAGCAGAAAGGGGGAAAAUCGUUUGGAGUCUGGUCACGGUCCUUACGGCCCAUCUUGGGCUCAGCGACGAAACUCCAAUCCACGGAACAGGGUCAACUUGAGCAGAGCUGUUUCAUUUGCUCCUGGGAGCCCCGUUGCCUUAGAGCCACAUUUACUGGAGGCAUCUGGUGGACUUAGAGAAGCAUCCGCCCCAUCACUGCCCAUAAAAUCAGCCCUGAAGUCAAGCUCGAGAAAUCGCUCAUCUGCAGGUCAGUCUACGGUUCAGUUCCAGGUUUCCCCUGUUCAGGGAGGAGAAAGUGGUUCUCAAUCCCCGGAUUCCCCUGAAGCAAGAAGGGAAUCUCCUGUGUCUACACACCAAGGGUCACCAGCAGCAAGCAGCCCAGUACCCUGCAUUAGGCCCUCCACUCUUAGAUACUCCCCAGCCAGAAUCCCCACGGAUCUGCCAUCGGCUGAAAUCUGGGAUGCCACAUCAGAUGGAGCAGCAGGCAUAAGUGGAGAGACAGGUCCUGGUUCAGACUUUCGAGCUCUGCGAGGCAUGGGAAUGUCUCGGGCUGAGGACCUCAGAGCUGAACUACUGAGAGCUGAACAUCUAAAAGCCGAGGCUUUGUGGGAAGAAAGCUCUGACUGGCUCCAGGUUUGCACUUCAUAAUCUUACACGCGAAUCUCCUCCUACACUAAAACUGCCACAGCAACAACUCUGCGUGGAGCUGUUCCAGAAGGAAGAUUAAAACUAGAACUCUGACAAACAGCACACUUGAUACUGCAGCUCAAAAGAUUGUGUGAAUACUUCCACAAUUCUGCCCUCUAUUGGAGGGAAAAAGCAAGUAAUCUUUUGUAUAUUACAUGAAAUCAUUUGGAAAGGGAAGCACAAAAUGAAGGGGAUAAUUCAUAAAGCAGCCUCCUCCAUAAUUUGCAGUUCUCUUGCAUGUGGUACUUACUGUAUUU
Messenger RNA from Xiphophorus hellerii (green swordtail), 3622 nucleotides. RefSeq lists its product as uncharacterized. The record is from RefSeq and is a predicted model, not a curated record. Lineage: Eukaryota; Metazoa; Chordata; Actinopteri; Cyprinodontiformes; Poeciliidae. The coding region runs from base 600 to 3326 and encodes 908 amino acids. The transcript is spliced from 6 exons.